ACACCUUAAAAAGCAUACUGAUUCAGUACGUUACAAUUUGUGUUCAGUUAAUAUUCAAAUUUCUAUUCGGUUGAUGAAAGUCGAGAUAGAUAGUCAAUGGAAGUCUCCUGCAUGUCUGGAAAGUUUUUUUUUUAAAUAUAUAUAUUUGAAGUAACACCUGGAUGCAGUCCCUCACGUGUGCGUUUUAUGUUUUGAGCUGUUAAGGAAUAUGCCUUACGCGUUUCUCUGUUUUUGCUUAUGGCUUUUAGACGGUGUAUCUGGAGAUUAUUCAGAUGAAAUGGUGAUCUCAGUGAUGGAGGGAGAUUCUGUCACUUUAAACACUGAUGUUACUGAAAUACAAAGAGAUGAUCUGAUACUGUGGACAUUUAUACUUCCGAAUUCAGAGAAUCGUAUUGCUGAAAUCUAUAAACAGAUUGUCUCUGUGUAUGAUAAUAAUGAGAGAUUCAGAGACAGACUAAAGAUAGAUGAGCAGACAGGAUCUCUGACUGUCACAAACAUCAACAAAUUACACUCUGGACUUUAUAAACUACAGAUAAUGAAUGGAGAUGUCAAACACAAGAGCUUCAAUCUUGCUGUCUAUGGUGUGUUUGUCGCUGUGACAGAUGAAGUGAAGUCAGUGUCAGUGCUGAAGGGAGAUUCUGUCUCUCUAAACACUGAUGUUAAAGUACAGAGAGAUUACAUGAUUCUGUGGAGGUUUGGACCUCAAAACACUCGAAUAGCUGAAAUCAUUAAAAGAGACCAAAUCAACUUUAUUUUUGCCAGUAAUGAUGGACGAUUCAGAGACAAACUGCUGUUGGACAAUCAAACUGGAUCUCUGACCAUCAGAAACAUCAGAUCUGAACACUCUGAACUGACCAUCAUCAGUGAAAAAACCUCACUGAAGAGCUUCAGUGUUACUGUGUACGCUCCUCUUCCUUCUCCUGUCAUCACCAGUAACUCUUCGAACUGUUCUUCAUCUUCAUCAUCUUCAUCUAAACGUUCAUCAGUGUCUAAUUGUUCACUGCUGUGUUCAGUGGUUAAUGUGAGUGCUGUGACUCUCUCCUGGUACAAAGGAAACAGUUUAUUGUCCAGCAUCAGUGUGUCUGAUCUCAGCAUCAGUCUCUCUCUACCUCUGGAGGUGGAAUAUCAGGAGAACAACAUCUACAGCUGUGUGAUCAACAAUCCCAUCACAAACCAGACUCAACACAACAUCAACAUCACUCAACUCUGUCACACGUGUCCAGGUACGUCAGUGACUCUGUUCAUUGUUGUGGUUCUACUGAAGCUGUGA
Molecule: messenger RNA, 1270 nt
Organism: Carassius auratus (goldfish)
Lineage: Eukaryota; Metazoa; Chordata; Actinopteri; Cypriniformes; Cyprinidae
Product: SLAM family member 9-like
Exons: 5
Coding region: 209-1270 (353 amino acids)
Source: RefSeq, a predicted model, not a curated record